AUGGCCACCUUCAAAUCCCAAGCCCUGCAAUGUGUGAAAUGUCUGCGGCAUCGUGGGCCCGACUGGUCGGGCAACUGGUCUGGGAACAACACCAUUCUCUGUCACGAAAGACUUAGUAUCGUUGGAGUUGAUAGCGGUGCCCAACCUCUGGUCAACGAUGAAGGUACAGUGGCUCUGGCCGUCAACGGCGAGAUCUACAACCACCGAAUCUUGCGGAAACAUUUCAAGACCCCUUACAACUUCAAGACUCACAGCGAUUGUGAGGUGAUCAUUCCACUCUACCUGGAACACGACAUUGAUGCUCCCAAGCAGCUCGAUGGCAUGUUCUCCUUCGUUCUUUAUGACAAGGAACAGGAUCGAACCAUCGCUGCCCGAGAUCCCAUCGGUAUUACAUCCUUCUAUAUCGGCCGCUCCUCCAAAACACCUGGCGCCGUUUUCUUCGCCUCGGAACUCAAGGCUUUGGCACCCGUCUGCGACCAGAUCGACUCCUUCCCACCCGGUCAUGUCUAUGACUCAAAAACCGACAAACUCACACGUUACUUUGAGCCCUCGUGGUGGGACCCCAAGCGAGUUCCCAGCACUCCCAUCGAUUACAAGUUGAUCAGACAUACUCUGGAAAAGUCCGUCCUGAAACGGCUCAUGGCCGAGGUCCCCUACGGUGUGCUGUUGUCAGGAGGGCUCGAUUCGAGUUUAACUGCUUCAAUUGCCCAGCGAGAGUCUCUGCGUCAAAGAGCCAUUGCUGAAAAACAACAAGCCAGCAAAUUGACCAACGGAACUACCAACGGAACUACCAACGGAGUGACCAAUGGUCAUGUCACGCCCCGAACUGGCGGCAAAUUGGUAGGCAUUGAUGAUGACGACGAGUUGUCGACCGUCACUUUCCUUCCCCAACUCCACUCCUUUUCGAUCGGUCUGCCGGAUGCCCCUGAUACCAAGGCUGCGAUCGAGGUGGCCAAAUUCCUCGGAACCAAGCACUACGACUUUACAUUCACGAUUCAAGAAGGAUUGGACGCCCUUUCCGAUGUCAUCUACCACCUUGAGACUUACGAUGUUACCACUAUCCGAGCAUCGACACCGAUGUACCUGCUUAGCCGAAAGAUCAAGGCCAUGGGUGUCAAGAUGGUCUUGAGUGGAGAAGGAAGUGAUGAGAUAUUUGGCGGAUACCUCUAUUUCCAUGCGGCGCCAAACAAGGAAGAAUUCCAUGCUGAGACAGUCAAGAGAAUCAAGAACCUCAACCUGGCAGAUUGUCUACGAGCCAACAAGUCAACAUCAGCGUGGGGUGUGGAGGCCCGAGUUCCUUUCCUGGACAAGCAGUUCCUCGAAGUGUCCAUGAACAUCGAUCCUCAAGAGAAGAUGAUCACCAAGGACCGGAUCGAGAAGUACAUCUUGCGCAAGGCGUUCGACACCACAGACGAGCCAGAGGUCAAACCGUAUCUACCAGACAACAUCCUGUGGCGCCAAAAGGAGCAAUUCAGCGAUGGGGUCGGUUAUGGCUGGAUUGAUGGAUUGAAAGACACGGCAGAGGCUAAUGUGACGGAUGAGAUGUUGGCCAACCCCAAACCAGAAUGGGGCAGUGAUGUACCAACCAGCAAGGAAGCUUACUGGUACCGAACCAUGUUUGACGAGCAUUUCCCCUCGUACUGUGCCGGCACAGUGAUGAGAUGGACACCCACCUGGUCUCAACAGACCGAUCCCAGCGGUAGAGCGAUCGGAACUCACGUGGCACGAUACGAGUCCGAGGCCGAGGCAGGGUCAUGA
This is a messenger RNA of Exophiala bonariae, 1758 nucleotides long. It is a transcript of the gene ASN2, whose product is annotated as Asparagine synthetase. The record is from RefSeq and is a predicted model, not a curated record. Gene Ontology annotation, cellular component: cytosol. The transcript has 2 exons. Gene Ontology annotation, molecular function: asparagine synthase (glutamine-hydrolyzing) activity. NCBI's taxonomy places the organism in Eukaryota, Fungi, Ascomycota, Eurotiomycetes, Chaetothyriales, Herpotrichiellaceae. The coding region runs from base 1 to 1758 and encodes 585 amino acids.